This is a messenger RNA of Malus domestica (apple), 1454 nucleotides long. Its product is annotated as cell division protein FtsZ homolog 1, chloroplastic-like. Lineage: Eukaryota; Viridiplantae; Streptophyta; Magnoliopsida; Rosales; Rosaceae. The record is from RefSeq and is a predicted model, not a curated record. Gene Ontology annotation, molecular function: GTP binding; GTPase activity. Gene Ontology annotation, biological process: microtubule-based process; cell division; chloroplast fission. Gene Ontology annotation, cellular component: chloroplast; cytoplasm; microtubule.
UUGUAAAACCCUAAAAACCCCAACCCCCAUUUGUGUAAAUCUGUGAGACGGUGAGACACUGAGAAGCAAACGGAAAAACGAUGAUGGCUUCAUGGACAAACCCGAACGACCUAAUCUCGACGACGUCGUCCUCAAUUGCCGCAGCAUUUCACCACCAUAAGGCACUGCCUUCCCUCGGAACAUGCAUUCCUCUGAGCGGCAAGAGAAGUAGCCCAUGGAAGCGUUACCGUUUUGGGGUCGUGAGCUGUUCCUUUGCGCCCACGGAAUCGGCCAAGAUUAAGGUCGUUGGGGUCGGCGGAGGUGGCAACAAUGCCGUUAAUCGCAUGAUUGGCAGCGGUUUACAUGGUGUUGAUUUCUACGCCAUAAACACGGAUGCUCAGGCGCUCUUGCAGUCUGCUGCUGAGUACCCGCUUCAAAUUGGGGAGCUUUUGACUCGUGGACUAGGUACCGGUGGGAAUCCGCUUUUGGGGGAGCAAGCGGCUGAGGAAUCAAAAGAGGCUAUUUCAAAUGCUCUAAAGGGCUCAGAUCUUGUCUUUGUAACAGCUGGGAUGGGUGGAGGAACUGGGUCCGGUGCUGCCCCCAUUGUUGCACAGAUAUCCAAGGAGGCGGGUUAUUUGACUGUUGGUGUGGUUACCUACCCUUUCAGCUUUGAAGGGCGUAAAAGAUCUUUGCAGGCAUUCGAGGCCAUUGAAAAGUUGCAGAAAAAUGUUGACACUCUAAUAGUGAUACCAAACGAUCGCCUCCUUGAUAUUGCUGAUGAGCAGACACCCCUACAAGAUGCUUUCCUUCUUGCUGAUGAUGUUUUACGUCAGGGAGUGCAAGGAAUUUCUGACAUAAUUACAAUACCCGGACUGGUGAAUGUGGAUUUUGCAGAUGUAAAGGCAGUCAUGAAAAACUCAGGAACUGCAAUGCUCGGAGUAGGUGUUUCCUCCAGCAAAAACCGUGCAGAAGAAGCAGCUGAACAGGCGACUUUGGCUCCUCUGAUUGGAUCUUCAAUUCAAUCAGCUACUGGCGUUGUGUAUAAUAUCACAGGUGGAAAGGACAUAACCCUGCAGGAAGUCAACAGAGUGUCUCAGGUCGUGACGAGUUUGGCAGAUCCUUCUGCUAACAUAAUAUUUGGGGCUGUUGUGGAUGAUCGCUACAACGGAGAGCUUCAUGUGACUAUUAUUGCAACAGGCUUUUCGCAGUCAUUUCAGAAGACACUACUAACAGACCCCAAGGCAGCAAAGCUGCUUGACAAGGUUGCAGGGGGUCAAGAAAGCAGAGGGAUUCCCCUUCCCCUAAAGUCCUCAUCCUCACCCUCCACCAUUUCAUCAAAACCGUCUCCGAGAAAGCUUUUCUUUUAAUUCAGUUUGUAUUUUUCUCAGUCUCUUGUGCAUUUUGCCAUGUAAUGAUACUGAAGCUCCUAUCUAUGAGAUUUCAUGUCACUUUUUUCAGUCAAAUCCUUUUAUCUA